Cordyceps militaris CM01 is the source of this 804-nucleotide messenger RNA. Its product is annotated as oxidoreductase, short chain dehydrogenase/reductase family. Gene Ontology annotation, molecular function: oxidoreductase activity, acting on NAD(P)H, oxygen as acceptor. NCBI's taxonomy places the organism in Eukaryota, Fungi, Ascomycota, Sordariomycetes, Hypocreales, Cordycipitaceae. The transcript is spliced from 3 exons. The record is from RefSeq and is a predicted model, not a curated record. Gene Ontology annotation, cellular component: intracellular anatomical structure. Bases 1 to 804 code for a protein of 267 amino acids.
AUGCCCCUGCACGUCCCCUCCAACCUCGACAGCCCCGUGCUGUCGCUCUUUUCCCUCGAGGGCAAGAUCGCCCUGGUGACGGGCGGCUCCCGCGGCAUCGGGCUGCAGGUCGUCACGGCGCUCGCCGAAGCCGGCGCCGACGUGGCCUUCAUCUACCUCCGCAGCACGUCCGCCGAGGCGACGGCCGCCGCGGUCGCGGCCAAGACAGGCCGCCGCGUCCAGGCGUACCAGUCAGACGUGACGGACCGCACCGGCCUCGGGGCGACGAUCCGGCACAUCGCGCAGACGUUUGGCCAGGGGCGGCUCGACGUCGUGGUGGCCAACGCGGGCGUGUGCCAGGCGGUGCCGUCGCUCGCGUACGACCAGGAGACGUGGGCGCACACCAACAGCGUCAACUACGACGGCGUCAUGUGGACGGCCAUUGCGGCGGGCCAGAUAUUCAAGGCGCAGGGCCGCGGCAAUCUCGUCGUCACGGCGUCGGUCAGCGCCGGGCUCGUCAACGUGCCGCAGACGCAGGCCGCGUACAACGCCUCCAAGGCGGGCGUGCUGAUGCUUGCCAAGAGCUUGGCCGUUGAGUGGGUGGACUUUGCUCGGGUGAAUUGCGUCUCGCCGGGAUAUGUGCACACGGAAAUGAUUACCACACAGCCCGCACAUCUGCUGGAAAAAUGGCUCGGCAUGAUUCCGGGCGGAAGGACGUGCCAGCCCGCUGAGCUCAAGGGCAUAUACACAUUCCUGGCCAGCGACGCAUCAUCGUACAUGACAGGCUCCAAUGUCAUUAUAGAUGGCGGGUUCACACUACCAUGA